ACCAUCGGCCCACCUGCAGCACUGAAUCAACGACGUGGGGGGAGAGAGAGAGGUGAAGGAGGAGGAGAAGGCCGAGCGUUGCUGCAUACACCCGGCGUCACAUCGGACAUGCUACUGUUCCGCCUAGGUUCUGGCCCCGACGCUCGCUAAACACUUCCUGCUUCUUUUCCCACUGCCCGUGGAGCGGAGCAACUAGUCUAGAAGCGACACGGGCUCCUCGUGGUCCUCCAAGGCCUAGAGAUCAUCCCCACGCCUGCCUGUGCAUAUCCAUUCAUUGAUUCUGAUUCUUGUCGUCUCCCUGGACCACUCCUACCAGUGGCAGGCAUUGUCAUCUCCCGCUGCCACGCUCCGUGUUCUGUCCCGCUAUCCCCACCACACUAGCGUUGUCAUGCCUGCCUCUCCCACUCGCCCGUCCUUCGGGGGCUCGUCUCUACCGCCGGCCUCUCCGUCAAGCGGAUCAGCAGCUGCGUCGACCUCUACGCUCUCCUCAUGGCGAGCCAGACCUCUUCGAAAAGGACCUCUGACCAGCGGCGCGAUCCGUACAGGCUCCUUCCUAGGAGGCUUGUCUGGCCAGUCCUCGCCGCCCACUCCUCCCGAAUCCUCGCUUCCAGCCUCGCCGCGGCCUGGCACGCCCUCGUCUCCUCACGAAGAUGAACGCAAGGUUCCAUCCUCCACCACCAUCGUGCGACGUGCAGGUCAGCUCGCAGAUCUUACUCCCGAGUCCGAGGGCCCCAUCGAUCCCAAGGCUGCGAGUCGAGCCGCUGCCGCUGCAGCCGCCGAAGAAUACUUCUACGCCAUGCGUGUAUCUGGAGCAGAGUGGGCUCGUCCGCCUCCUGCAGGCAGCGAUGGUACAGCACCUCUGAAGCCUGCCCCGCGCUCUCAGAAGCCGAGAUCCGAGAGCAACAGCAGCAAUUCGCUCAAGAGCGGCAUGGCUUUCUCCCAGCAUUUGUCGUCCUCGCCAUCUGCAAACAAUACGUGGAGCUCCUCUUCCAGAGCUCAAGCAUCCUCGGCCGGUCGUUCGACGAUGCUCGGAAGCCCUACGCGUUCAACAAUUCUGUUGGGCAAUCUCGGGCGUCAGCGCUCCUUCGAUGCCUCUGCCGUGUCAGAGGAAGCAGCGGGGGCCUAUCAGGGCGGAAGCGAGGAACAAAGGAGCGUCGUAGAUGGCGCGUUGCGUUACAGACGCAGCUCUGCCCAGCAAACGCCCAGGCUCCGCAGUGGAUCCGUCUCUGCGACUGCGACUGUGAUUGCGAGUAAUCGGGGCGCCUCACCAUCACCACGUCGGCCUUCAUCACCAUCGUUGUCUACUUGGGCGUCGCGAUGGGCGCGCGAUGUGCCAGACGAGUCUCAGCCACGGUCCCAGUCUCAGUCGACCCCGCUGACGCACGCGCCGCCCGGGAAUCCGGUGGCAUCGACGCCUGCCGCCCCGAUCACCACCCUCUCAUCUCCGCUGCCCACCACAUCCAACUGUUCACAUCUCGACGUCCCCACGUCCAUCCCGGCCCUUUCCACCAAGAAGACCGGAUCCCCUACACCAUGUACUUCUCCCUCACUUCGUAACGACUACGAAGAACAAUCACCUCGCCAACGCGCCUUUCACUCUCCCUCGUUAUACCACACUGGCGCCAGAAGCCCACCUACUACCCGCCAGCCCCUCACUACCUGUGUGGACGAGCUAGGCCCUCUGAAGCCCGUGAGAGGCAGCUCUGCUUCCAGCCCUCGCGUCAACGAGCGCAGACCGUCUUCUGGCCACCGCUCCAUCGCAAGUCCGCCUUCGAGCUACAAGGAAAAGGACCAGGAAGGCGACGAAGACACGCCAGCCCCACCUCCUGCUGACGGCCUCCUGAAGCCCCUGCCUCCUCCUUUCCGUGCUGGUGGCCUUCGUCGCCCCUCAAUUGAUUCCCUCUCAUCGGCAUCACCUUCCAAGAAGCCCUUGAUCCCUCUUUCAGCGUUCAUUGACCCUGUCAGCGCCAGCGGGUAUCGCCUGCCCAAAACAGACGAAGAGGGUACCAGCAUGAGCUACGAGACCACUGGCGUUGGCUCUCCUUCAUUCAACGCGAACACUCGGCGUUCUUCAGCAGCCUCUCAGAAUGAUUCACUCCGGAAGCUCAACAGCUCUGCUUUGUCGCAAGACACGACCGGGCAGAACAGCACAGACAGCGGUACUUCGCAGCUCGGGGCAGGUCCAUCGAUCACAAGACCACAGCACAACGGCGCUGCCCCUCUAGCACAGUCGGAUACACACGACACUGACCGGGCUUUAUUCGUCAGUCAGGAUCUGCCAGCGCUCAAGCGGACAUUCGAUGGCUCAUCACUCUCACACAAGGACUCUUUCGGUGGCUUCCGCUCGGAGUCCGCUCCUUCCGCUGCGAUGUCGAGACUAACCAGCGCAGACACAUCCAACAUUGACCGUGUUAGUGAGGAGGCAGAAGACAACGUCGAAACCAAGACCAAGGAUACGACCCUGUCGGGUGAAGCGGGCGGCAGUACCGCUUUGCACAACAAUCUGCGGACCAGUCAAGAUUCGGCGGAAAGCCGCAUCAAUCGCUCCGCAGACUACACUACUAGCAUGAUCGAGAAGGGGCCUGAAAGCGUCGCGCUGUCUCAGGCCAAUGGUGUAUCAAGGAGUGGAUCGUCUGGAAACCGUCCCGUGGUGAGCGGUCAGAGCAUCGCUGCUCACUGGCCUCGCCGAGCACCCACAGAAGCUGGCCCAGCCUCCUCCAUGUCUCCUUCUGGCGCAACCAUUACAAGACCACGGAAUGAAAGUACUACGACAAGCAGCAAAGAUCGCAGCGAGCAGAGACUUGCGGCCUCUUCCCGGCGGGACAAGGGCUCAUCACGGCAUACUGGCAAAGGCGAGUCUGGCCGCACCAGCUCCCAACGUCUCCUCAAGCCCAACUUUCCCUCUGCGCCUGUAGCGCCGGCACCUCCACCGCUCAUGUACUGGUCUCGAGCACCAGUCCACGGCGCGGUACCUAAGCGCAGCUUCCGAGCGCAUACCGCGACUUUAUGUGACGAUACCAUGUGGUUGUUCGGGGGAUGCGAUUCGAGAGGCUGCUUCAGCUCACUGUGGUGCUUCGAUAUCGAGACCAUGUGCUGGUCGCGACCAAAAGUGACAGGAGACUGUCCCACACCGCGGCGAGCUCAUUCGACCACAGUCGUAGACAAACGUCUCUACGUCUUCGCUGGAGGCGACGGACCUCAUUACUUUCAAGAUCUGUACGUCUUCGACAUUGUCGCAUUAAAGUGGACGAAGCCUGAUGUCUACGGGGCUUUGCCGCCUCCGAGGCGAGCACAUACCGCGAAUUACUGGAACGGGCAUAUUGUCAUCUUUGGAGGCGGCAAUGGUGUCGGAGGCCUCAAUGAUAUCUGGCUGCUGGAUGUGAGAGAUCCAGAUCGGCUUGAAUGGAAGAAGAUGGAAUGCGCAGGAAAGGUGCCUGUUGGCCGGGGUUACCACUCAGGCAACAUCGUGGAUGACAAAUUGAUCAUCAUUGGAGGUUCAGAUGGUCAUAUGAGCUUCAACGACAUUCAUGUGCUGAAGUUGGACGGAGCUCUGACACUGGGUGCAAGUGGUCAUCUGAAUCCUACCUGGUACCAAGUCAAGACGGAUGAAAGACACAAUCGCCUAGGUCACACCUCUACCCAGGUGGGGUCAUACCUAUUCGUCUUUGGAGGUCACGAUUCCAACGAGUACACCGGCGAGCUCAUGACCCUCAAUCUGGUCAACCUGCAAUGGGAGUCGAGGAGAGCCUGUGGCAAGCCACCUGCAGGUAGAGGGUAUCAUCAAGCGUGGCUCAAGGACUCUCGGCUGUUCAUUCACGGCGGCUUUGAUGGAAGAGAAAUCUUCGACGACCUCUAUUACCUCGAUCUCGCAGCCUCCUCAUACCUUCCUCAGAUUACCCAAUUCGAGGUUUCUCUGGAGAACGAGGAGGAAGAGUUCGAAAUUGGUGAAGAAGAGGAAGAGGAAGACUCUUCUGGAUUCGACGAUGGAGCCGGUCAUCAGUACACCUACAGCGAAGACGGCACCACAGACGAGGAGAACGCCAUGCGGAACGCUCACGCCAUGCACGGUGCCGCGCUUCGUGGUGCCCCGGGCCCUUACUCGAUGAGAACAGGAGACAGUGGCAGCUCCAACGGCUUUCCAAUGGCCAGAGGAGCAAGUGGGGGACCCCUCACUACCCCAGUGGAUCUCACCGCAGGUCCGCUAGGCGUGGGUCUCAGCCCGACCACCCCGCCGCACUCGCUCCCUCCCGUGGCGAGUCCCUUUCGCGGUAAUGCCCUGAGCAGCGCCAGUGGAGGGACUGGAGUCACACGAGGCUCCGAGCCGAGCAUAGUCGCCUCUGGUCCCGCCGUCAACUCACUACAGCAGCAGCAGCAGCAGCAAGCCGUACGCUCCGGCUCCGGCUCGAUCAACGAGGUUGAGAUGAACAGAGGCGCCGAUGUGCUUCCCGGGCCUGGGCUCUCCCUGAGGGAUCGCAGAGGCAUGGGCGCUGCGAGUGCUACGGUCACCACACCACCAGGCGGUAGUGGAGGGGGCGCAGUAGAAGGAGCGGGCAAGUCUGGACUUGGAAGAAUGCAGUUCCCUCCUAGGAGAGCGGGGGGGAGUACUGCUCCUGGAGGGGCAGGGGCGGGUGGUGGUGCGAAGGCGAACAUGAUCUAGAGGAGGACGUGGAAGGGGAGGAGCGACACAGAGGCGGGAGAUCCUUCCGAGUUGGAGCUUGAAGAUCAUGAGCUGCUUGUCAGGAAAGGGACAGGAAUCUUCCAGGUUCCAGAGGGAGGAGGUGGGCAACCCUCGCAUCAGGUCCACUGUCAAACGUCACACUGGAAGCGGGCGCAUAAUUGUACACAGAGAAAGAGAGAGAGAGAGAGACUCGGACGAAAGAGCGCUGGCGCUUUCCCCCCUUUAUUGGUCGAAGAAGACAAUUUAGCAUAAUACCAGAGUGUCCUUGUCCUGCC
Molecule: messenger RNA, 4953 nt
Organism: Microstroma glucosiphilum
Lineage: Eukaryota; Fungi; Basidiomycota; Exobasidiomycetes; Microstromatales; Microstromataceae
Exons: 1
Coding region: 389-4657 (1422 amino acids)
Molecular function (GO): protein binding
Source: RefSeq, a predicted model, not a curated record